AUGACUCUCUACUUGCUGCCUCAGGAUACCAUGCCGCACUCAGUGGCAUACAAGAGAUCAUCCCAGAAUAUUCCGGUUCGAGGCGAGACGCCGCAGUCGUCCCAGUCCCAGUCUGGACAACGCCAUGUCCAUUAUUUCGUACUGGAUGGUUCACCAAGAAGAAACGAGAUUGAAGGUCUCGACCAGUGGGUUGGCCGAUUCGCCGUCCAACAUGGUCAACGCCUCGGGCAAGGGAUGACUGAACCGCUGCCUCGACCGUCCCUUCUUCAUCUGGAACUUCCAUUCCAUGUGCGGUGCCUUCGAACUGUCCGCAAAUCGACUUCCCGAAAGACAAACCAAGUCGAUCCACAAGAAACCUUCCCUCGUUUCUGGGAAGACAGUGGCCAAAGGGAACCAGAAAGAAAAGAAAAAAAAAAAAAAAAACGGUCUAGACAAUGGAGCGUGUGGUGGAAUUCAUUCGAACUUUGA
Monascus purpureus is the source of this 468-nucleotide messenger RNA. NCBI's taxonomy places the organism in Eukaryota, Fungi, Ascomycota, Eurotiomycetes, Eurotiales, Aspergillaceae. The record is from the annotation of a GenBank genome assembly.